UUUACUGUAUUUAUAACAAUAAUAUUUGCCUAGUACGUUUCCGGCGUUUAGUUCGUUUAAUUAGUUUCGAAAAAAAUGUUAUCGCAAGUCAGUCUCCACUUUAUUAAUUUGAUAGAAGACAGAAAAAAUCGUGACAGAGUGGUCAGAAAGACAACGAAAGAAUUUUGACUCAAUUUCAAUAAACGUUUAUGUACAAGUAUAUUGCCGACCACUGACUAACAGCCCCCCGGAUGAUAUCGGCCUGUCCGUUAGAACAAAAAUUUGACAGUUCCAAACCACUAACAGACCGAUAUCGUCCGGUGGACUGUUAGUCAGUGGUUGGUUUUAGAGCUUAGGUAGUCUUAUUUAAAAAUAAUACGUUUUAUUUUAAUUAAAUGAUUAUAUUUUAAUCAUUAGCGACAUUUUGUAAAAGAUGUGGAAGUAAGAAAAUAUGCCUAAAACCUUUUUUUGGCUAUCACGUACUAUAGCUACUCUUGAUGUUAGAGUAGGGGCCUUUUACAUGAUAAAAUACAAGCUAAUACUAUUCGCGAUUUUGCGUGUAAAAUCACUAGCACCAUCCCACUAACCCUGUUAAGUUAAGUAAGUUUCAAAUUGUACUGGUAAAUAUAUGUAUUUAGAUAUGUUUCUUUAGUUAUAAUCUUUUUUGUAUUUUAUACGUUUUAAUAAGUUAGUUUAGAUAUAUUAUACUGUAAACUUACGUUGUAUUAAAUCGAUUUCUUCCCACAUUAAAAAAGAUAUUAAAGGGGGAAAGUUCAUUACACUGGUAACCAUAGUAACUUAGUGACUCCAGGAUUAACUGGUUAACCCCGCGUUAGUGAGAUGGUGCAAGUAGCCCUAAUACUAUUAGCUUGUAUUAUACUAUGAAAUCCGGCCCUGAUUUGGUUUUGUUAAUUGUUCUCAGAAUACACAAACCAUGGAAGGCGUGAUGUGAGAAUACAAGCUCUCAUAGCGAUGUGCUUAUGCCUGGGAAACGUAAUAAUUGGCUAUUCACUCUGCUGGUCAGUCCCCGUCAUACCAAAAUUAAUAGAUCCAGCACAAACCCCACUAGACGAAGCAUUGACGGUGGAUCAGUGUUCGUGGUUGGCUGCCAUCUUUCAUCUAGGAGUUAUAACAGGUUCCCAAACCGGAGCAUUUCUCUCAAACAUAGUUGGCAGAAAACCCACUCUUAUACUAUUUGGAGCGCUCUGUCUAUCCAGCCAUAUUAUAAGAGUAUCGGCAAGGAACUUCACGACUUUAUUCGUAGGGAGGAUAAUUAACGGCCUUGGAGCUGGAGGCAUUUCCAGUGGAAACCUGGUCUAUAUUGGGGAGAUAGCAUCAUCAGAUCUAAGAGGAAUCAUAUUAACAGCAACAGGGGUUCUCCAUACCCUCGGCAGUCUGUUGGUAUUCUCAGUGGGUCCAUACGUAUCCUACGCGGUGGUGGAAUAUACUGUCAUAGCCUUAGGAACCGUUCAUGCGGCGGCGUUGUUUUUCAUUGUUGAAAGUCCUGUGUAUCAUGUUAUUAGAGGUAAUGAAGAUGCUGCAAGAAAUACUUUACACUUCCUCGGACGAAGUAAAGAUGUUGACAAAGAACUUAAAACAAUGAUCGAAAAUGUAAAGCAAAGAAACAUACAGUAUACACAACUAAAUUCUAAACACCGAUUACUCAAAUGUACAUGGUUCGAUAUAUUUCGAAGAAGACGUAAUAGACGGGCUUUGAUGAUCACAGCUACAUUAUUAACAAUUCAAGAAGGUUCAGGAAUCAUUUGUAUCAUGUCUUUUGCAACCACAAUUUUUCGAAAAGCAGCAUCGUCAGUGAAUGCAAAUGUUGCGACUAUAGCAUUGGGAGUAACGCAAGUUUUUGGUAUACUUUUAGCACCGUUAUUAGUUGAAAGAUAUGGAAGAAAAUCAUUGUUAAUAUUUUCUACUGCCGCUUGUGCUUUUUGGGCGGCACUAUUAGGAGCCGACUUCUACUUGGAGUUGAUAAAUCAUCCACUACUAUCUUCAAUCAGAUGGAUACCAUUGGCUACUCUGAUUUCAUUUUUAAUCUGUUACAAUGCUGUUAAGUACUCUUUUAAAUUUCUUAUUAAUAUAUACUAAUAAUUGUAUUCAUCAAAUUAUUUUUGUAUACUUUAUAUAAAAAUCUUUAACUUUUACUCUGCUACUUAUAGUAAAAUAGCUCCAGUUUCUGAUGUAACCGGCCUUUAAUCAAAAAUAAUAUAGUAACAAUAAUUCAGCCUAUACGUACCACUUCUGAGCACAGGCCUCCUCUCAUACGCGAGAGGAUUUAGGCUAAAGUCCCCACGCUGGCCCAAUGUUGGUUCACUUGACUUCACUUCACAUACACCUUUGGAUUUCUUCGCGGAUGUAUGCAGGUUUCCUCACGAUGCUUUCCUUCACCGAAAAGCUAUUGGUAAAUAUCAAAUGAUAUUCCGUACAUAAGUUUCGAGAAACUCAUUGGUACGAGCCAGGAUUUGAACUCGCGACUUCCGAAUUGAAAGUCGGACGUCAGAUCCACUCGGCCACCAUCAAACGCCAAAGUAUUCCAAAAUCUUUCAAAUCCUCGAUAAAACUGUAUUCUAUAAAUAACUAUGUUUCUAAAUAAUUGAAGUAACCAAAAGUUCAAAUAACCGGAACGUUUCAGUUGAUGUUUUUGAAAUUUCAGGCCUAGGCAUCAUCCCCAACGUGCUAGUGGGGGAGAUGUUCAGUCCAAACGUCCGCAGCACCGGCUCCUCCAUCGCCAUGUGUAUCAGCUGGAUUGCCGCUUUCCUCUCCAGCCUCAGCUUCGGAUACAUCAUCAUGCUGGUUGGCAGCCAUAUCUUGUUUGUCAUUUUUGCCUGCGUUAAUGCUAUUGGAUGUAUUUUCACUGUUAAGUUUGUGCCUGAGACUAAGGGUAAGAAUCUUAGUGAAAUAGAAGGCAUGCUGGCUAAAAGAUGAUUUGGGUUAUCUUUGUGCUUCGUAAAUAACA
Messenger RNA from Cydia pomonella (codling moth), 2944 nucleotides. Its product is annotated as facilitated trehalose transporter Tret1-like. Gene Ontology annotation, biological process: transmembrane transport. The transcript is spliced from 6 exons. The coding region runs from base 952 to 2076 and encodes 374 amino acids. Lineage: Eukaryota; Metazoa; Arthropoda; Insecta; Lepidoptera; Tortricidae. The record is from RefSeq and is a predicted model, not a curated record. Gene Ontology annotation, cellular component: membrane. Gene Ontology annotation, molecular function: transmembrane transporter activity.